Electrophorus electricus (electric eel) is the source of this 3849-nucleotide messenger RNA. It is a transcript of the gene grnb, whose product is annotated as granulin b. Lineage: Eukaryota; Metazoa; Chordata; Actinopteri; Gymnotiformes; Gymnotidae. Gene Ontology annotation, cellular component: extracellular region. The record is from RefSeq and is a predicted model, not a curated record.
UUAAAGAUUUGAAAGCUUGCCUGGACACACUUGAAUGGGCAAGAGUUUCUAAGGGGGUUCAAGCUAUCAAGUCAACAUACAGCGAUGCAUAAGAAAGUGUGUGUAGUGGUGUGUGUGAUGAGUGUGUGUGCUGCUCUUAUCUGCCCUGAUGGAAAUAUGUGUGAAGAAGGAAACACCUGCUGUCAGAAGCCAUCGGGAGGGUAUGGGUGCUGUCCACUCCCUAAUGCAGAGUGCUGUUCAGAUCAUCUUCAUUGCUGUUAUGAGGGAACAUGGUGUGACCUAGUACAUUUCAAGUGUGUAAAUAAGACACACACUCUAGACUGGGUGAAGAGAGUUCCUGCCCAGCAGUCCAGCCUUCCUCGGGCAGUGGUGUGUCCGGACCAAGAGUCGGAGUGUCCAGAUGACACCACCUGCUGCCAGAUGCCUUCUGGGAACUGGGGCUGCUGUCCUAUGCCUAAUGCGGUGUGUUGUGAGGAUAAAAGGCACUGCUGUCCGCAAAGCACAACCUGUGACCUCGCACACUCUAGGUGUGUGUCACCAACACUGGGCUCCACCCCUCUGUGGAGAAAAUUACCCGCCCGCCCCAGGGCUCGAGAGAAGACGAGAGCAGUGCAAUGUGCAGAUAAAUUUUCCAAAUGCCCUGAUGAUACUACCUGCUGCCCACUAGGCAACGGUAGCUAUGGCUGUUGCCCCUUGCCAAAGGCUGUGUGUUGUUCUGAUCAUAUGCACUGUUGUCCAGAGGGCAUGUCCUGUGACCUCAUCCAUAGCACCUGUAAUUCAGCCAAUGAGACAAAACCAUGGGCUACCAAGAUCCAGCCUGUCUUCCAUCCAAAGACGACAGUCAGAUCAGUGCCCUGUAAUAAGUCAGUAGUAUGUGAGAGUGGUUCCACCUGCUGUAAAAGAGAAGAUGGUGACUGGGCUUGCUGUCCACUACCGGAGGCGGUGUGUUGUGAGGACCACAUCCAUUGCUGUCCUCAUAACACAGUGUGUGACCUUUCGGAGGGCAUGUGUGAUGAUUCUGCAGACCCUUUGACCUCUGUUGACUGGGUGGAGAAAGUGCCUGCCUUCCUAAUUGUCCCACAACCUCUCAAUCAAAAAUGCGACUCAUCUACGUCAUGUCCUGAUGGAGCGACCUGCUGUAAAAUGGUGUCUGCAGCCUGGGGUUGCUGCCCUCUUCCACAGGCAGUAUGCUGUGAGGACCACCUCCACUGCUGCCCAAACAACACUGUGUGUAAUGUGGCUGCGAGCACGUGCGACAGCAUCACAGAUGAGGGUCCCCACCUGGCAAUUCCUUGGGUGACCAAGAUGCCUGCUCCAUCCCUGCUAGCCCAGACCGACCAGUGUGAUGACACGUACCUCUGCCCGGGGGGCACUACAUGCUGCAGGCAAAAAUCAGGGGCCUGGGCCUGCUGUCCCCUGCCCCAGGCUGUUUGCUGUGACGAUCUGCAGCAUUGCUGCCCUCAGGGCUACACGUGUGACAUCGCUCAGGAAUCCUGCGAGCACCCUUCCCUCCCCAGCAUGCCCUGGGUCAACAAGCGCCCAGCGCUAAGCAUGACUCAGCACUCUGAUGCUAUCGCUAAUGCUAGCUCCAGUGAAGCAGCAAGUGUCGUGCAGCACGAGCACUGGUGUGACAAGCAUACGAGCUGCCCCAGAGACAACACCUGCUGCUACAUGACUAAGUUCAGCAAGUGGGGCUGUUGCCCUCUGCCCCAGGCUGUGUGCUGUGGAGAUGGUGAUCACUGUUGUCCCAGAGGUUACACCUGUGACGAGAAGAAGCCCACAUGCAUUAUAGGUCACCUGGAGAUUCCGUGGUUCAGCAAAAAGGAGGCCAAAAAGACUCAGGGGUCAGAAAUCGCAUUCAGCGACGUGAAGUGUGACCCAAAGACCAGCUGCGCAGAAGGUUCCACCUGUUGCAGGUUAUCCACAGGGCAGUGGGGCUGCUGCCCUCUGCUAAAGGCCGUGUGUUGUGAGGAUCACAAACACUGCUGUCCACAGGGAUACACCUGUGACCUGCAGACCGGCACGUGCGUCAAACCAUCUGACCCGCGCGCCGUCACACACUUGCUCAUGCAUGCAGAUGGGCCUGAGGGGGUGGUGUGUGAUGUGACGAGCCGGUGCUCCAAGACUGAGACCUGCUGUCAAAUAUCAGACACUGAGUGGGCCUGCUGUCCAUUCAAGCAGGCGGUGUGUUGUAAAGACAUGAAGCACUGCUGCCCUAUGGGAUAUGCCUGUGACACAAAAACUAAAGGUUGCACUAGAGUGCCUUCACUCACCUGGUGGGACAAUUCACUUUAAGUGCCCCCUGCCCUCUACACUACUCGUCCACACUGCUCUAUAAUUCACAAUGUAAAGGGACUAGAAACAUCAUCCUCCUGGUUUGAGCUUUGUUUGUUUGUUUACUUUUUACACUUUUUAACAGGAACUGGUUUUUAAAGAACUAUUUGGAUAAAUCCUCUCUGUAUAGAAAGAAACUGACAUUGAAGCACAGUAACACAUUUCCAAUUUGCCCACAGAAUUAGAGCCUGUGCCGGCUUCAUACUCUCCAUUCUACUUAUUUCUGGAAGCUGAAAUGCUGCAUUUAGGAAUUUCUGUUGUUCUAGAUCAGCAGCUACAUAUGGCUGAAUUCUGUCUCUACUGUUAAUGAUACCAUCUGAUGCCAGCUCACAGAAAAAAUUUUAAUACCAUGCUGCUGUGACCGAUUAGUGCAGAGGCUACUUAGUUUCCUUUGUACUUGUAUAUAAAAUUCCUUGUAUUCAAGUGUGAUGCCUGCAGAUGGCAGACCACACAUCUUAAUGACACAUCUAAUUGGCAGAGAAUUGGCCAAACUGAAGUCUGAAGGCAGCUGUGAGAUGAUGUUCAAUGGAAUAGAUAAACGCAUGUGAGUGGGAGAUGCUAGUGCAUAGACAGCAGUGAAUGUGUGAACCCAAACCUGACACUGAGGCAUGUUGAGCUGGUUUAAAUGUCUUGCUGUCCCAAAAGUAUGCUGUAAGCAAAUUACAGGAGUUUCCAAACAUGCUAACAUUGCUAACUGAGACUUAAAAAAUGUGUACUAUUCUUUUUUUUUUUUUUAAUUUGUUUUUUUUUUAUAUUUACUUAUUUUACAAUUCCUGUUUUUUUGUUUGUUUGUUUGUUUUUGUUUUUUAAAAAAAGGUCUAACACUGCUAUGACUUUGAAGGAGUCUGUAAAUUCCAACAUGUCUGAACUUCUUUGAUCUGGUUCGGUGAUGGGGUUUAUAUUUCUGUGUAUAAUUUGAAUGAAAUGAAGGAAUUUCUUAAGUAGGAUUUCUAUGCUUUAGUUACUUAAAGCAUUUCCAGUCAGAUCACUGGAGUGAUGAACCUAGUGCCUCUUGCACAUUAGAGAUGUUGGCAUUUGGGGGCUGUUCUUGCAGAAGUGCUACAUCACAUAGCCUGUCCUUUCUUAAUCAAUAUCUUAACUUGAGGAUCCUUCACAUAUUAAAGAACAUAAACCGAUGAAAGACUUUAAUUAUGGCAUAGCUUUAAUGAUAAUGUCCUCAGCACACAUUAUGGUUUGGGUUUUGUUGUUGUUGUUGUUGUUGUUGUUGUUUUUUUCCCCUCUCUUUGCUUGAAAGCAUGCUAUCUACCAUUAUGGUAGUGGUCUAUGUUUUCAACAGGCCUUGAUCAGUUGUGUCUUGAAAGUUUAAGCUGUAAGGAGUAAACAUGAUCCAAGUUUAAAGUUGUUUAUGGUUUAGAGACAUUCUCUUUUGAGUUGAUUUGAUUAGUAGUUUAGGUUAUAUUUUAUUUGUUAAGAUUGUUUUUAUUUUUUCUUCCUUGUUUAUGAGUAGAUUAAUUGCACCAGCAAAGGUGAAAAUAAAUACUUUGAAAUCAUUUA